AUGGCUGGAUGGAUAUCCCUUCUUAAAAAAAUUUAUGAUUCUGAUUUGGUUGACAAUGAUGUACCAAAGAAUAUGAAUAUUAACGAAUAUAUUAUCACAUGGUUAAUUUAUAUGUUAAAGCUAAAAGAUGGUAACAGCAUCAUCAAUUUAAAUGACUUUUAUUAUCAAUAUAAAAAUCAACGUGGAGGACAUACCUUGGUUUCAACUAAUGGUAAAGAUUAUUAUAACAUUAUUGAUAAUAUUAUAAUUAAUAAAAACUAUUUGAUGGAUAUGGAUAAGAACAUUAUAUCUAAAUUUUAUAAUUUAUUAAAAUCAUUAUGUAGAAUUAAACUUCUUAAUAAUAAUGAUUUUGAUAUUAAUGAAAACAGUUCAUAUAGAAAAAUAUUGUCUAGUUUAUCAACUUAUUAUGAUAAUUUUAAAAAAUAUUGUGAUAAAAAUUGCAAUGGUUGUAGCAGUAUUCCACCUCUUCCAAUGGCAAAAACAACACAAGUUUCUGCGCAUAUCUCUGAAAAUACAUCAUCAACUUCGUCGAUAUUAAACACAUUAAUUUCAGGUUUAUCGAUAUUUUCUGUAAUACCAGCUUUCUUGGGAAUUGCUUAUAAUGUAAAUAUUAAGGAAUUAAAAACUAUAAUAUUUAAAUUAUAUUUUUGUGAUCCCUUAUAUGGGUUUAUCAAAAAAUAUAUAUACGAUUACCAUUUUUAUAUUAGUAUUCAUUAUUUGGAAUUAAUAAACUAUUCCAAAGACAAUAUAUAA
Molecule: messenger RNA, 753 nt
Organism: Plasmodium vinckei vinckei
Lineage: Eukaryota; Apicomplexa; Aconoidasida; Haemosporida; Plasmodiidae
Product: CIR protein PIR protein, fragment
Exons: 2
Coding region: 1-753 (250 amino acids)
Source: RefSeq, a predicted model, not a curated record